AUGCACUCUCCAUUUGAGGAAAAUGCUAACUCUCGAACACUAUAUGUUGGAAAUCUCGAUCCAUCUGUCUCUGAAGAACUCUUAAUGGCUCUAUUCACACAAAUGGGACCAUGUAAAAAUUGUAAAAUUAUCCAUGAACCAACCAGUGAUCCAUAUGCAUUUAUUGAAUUUACUGAACAUCAAGCAGCUGCAAAUGCGCUACUUGCAAUGAACAAACGUUUAGUCAUGGGUAAAGAAAUAAAAGUUAACUGGGCAACAACAUCAACAUCUGGAACAGUUAAAGUUGAUACAAGUAAACAUUUUCAUAUAUUUGUCGGCGAUCUUGCACCUGAAAUUGAUCAAAAUGCAAUACGGGAAGCAUUUUCACCAUUCGGAGAAAUUUCAGAAGUUAAAAUUGCUAAAUUUACUGAUACACAAAAACCCAAAGGAUAUUGUUUUGUUUCUUUUACUAAUCAAAGUGACGCGGAAACAGCUAUUACCAGUAUGAAUGGACAAUGGCUUGGUACACGAAAGAUACGUACAAAUUGGGCGACAAGAAAAGCACCAACUAAUGAACCUACCACUGGUACACGAAGUCGAGAUUCUAAUAAUUCUCAAUAUGGUCAAGAAUCAUUAACAGCAAAACUUGAUUUUAAUGAAGUAUGGAAUCGAACAAGUGAUACGAAUAGUACAGUUUAUUUUGGUAAUUGUGGUGAAGUUAGCGAAGAUUUAGUUCGUUCAUUUUUUGAACAAUAUGGUCCGAUAGUAGAAGUACGUGUAUUUAAAGAAAAAGGUUAUGCUUUUAUUAGAUAUGCAACCAAAGAUAGCGCAUGUCAAGCUAUUUGUCAUAUUCAUGGUUCUGAUAUUCAUGGUUAUACAGUUAAAUGUGGUUGGGGACGUGAUGAACCAACGAAUACUGGAAAUAAUCCAUCUAAUUACGGAAGUAAUAUGAAUAAUCAAAAUUAUAAUAAUAAUAACCAAUAUGAUUCUUAUUCACAAAAUUCUUAUGGUCCACCAUCUAAUAACACUUAUAUGGGUGGUGGUGGAGGAGGAGGAGGAAAUAACGGUGGUUAUGCAAAGUAUGGUGGAAAUUAUCCACAGCAACAACAACAACAACAACAACAGCAAUACUUUAAUCCUCAACAACAAUGGAAUAAUAAUGGACCACAAUCAUGGGAUUCUUAUUCUCAGUCUGCGAGUAGCGGCGGUUGGAAUAAUAAUAAUAACAAUAAUAAUAAUAAUUAUGGACCAAAUUCAAAUCAGUAUUAUGGUCAGCAACAAUCCCAUAUGUAUUCUUCCAAUUCUGGCUGGGGUCGAUCACAACGUUGA
Molecule: messenger RNA, 1308 nt
Organism: Adineta steineri
Lineage: Eukaryota; Metazoa; Rotifera; Eurotatoria; Adinetida; Adinetidae
Source: the annotation of a GenBank genome assembly